Molecule: messenger RNA, 732 nt
Organism: Boeremia exigua
Lineage: Eukaryota; Fungi; Ascomycota; Dothideomycetes; Pleosporales; Didymellaceae
Product: transcription elongation factor Elf1 like-domain-containing protein
Exons: 5
Coding region: 1-732 (243 amino acids)
Biological process (GO): transcription elongation by RNA polymerase II
Cellular component (GO): transcription elongation factor complex
Molecular function (GO): RNA polymerase II complex binding
Source: RefSeq, a predicted model, not a curated record
AUGUCGAGCAACGACGUUGAGGAGGUUCAGGAAAAGAAUCUGUGGUUUUACGAAGCCUGCUCAAACGUAGCAAAACGUUUAAGUAGAGUCGGUGAGAAGAAAGAAAUUGGAAACACGCAGGAGAUGUGGACAACAACGAAGGUGCGACCGGAGCUAGGAGUUCUCCGCCACGCGCCAGAAAUUCGUCGCGGUCGCGCUCCCACCUCGCGCGUCAUCGUCGAGAGGCUCUCACCCACGGUUCAGGGCAAGCACAACCACUAUAGCCGCCAGAAGUGCCUUUAUAACCCAAGUGAUAUCACGCGCGCAACAACCAACACUCUUACACUCCAGAGACAACCACAAACAACCACAAAAUGGUGCGGCAAGCGCAAAUCAUCCAGCAAGCCGCAGGGCCCCAAGAGGAAGGAGAAGCUGCCUACCACGUUCCAGUGCCUGUUCUGCAACCACGAGAAGUCUGUCUCCGUGUCUAUCGAGAAGAAGUCCGGUGUCGGCAACUUGCAGUGCAAGGUCUGUGGACAGACGUUCCAGACUAACAUCAACUAUCUGUCUGCACCCGUUGACGUGUAUGCCGACUGGAUCGACGCCUGCGACUCCGUUGCCAAAGAGGCUGCUGCUGGGCGUGCGACUGAGCGCUCGACGAACCGCACUGGUGCGCUGCCCAAGCCCGUGGACGACGACGAUGGCUUUAUCGAGAACGACGACCUGGACGCCGAGGGCGAUUAUGAUGCUUGA